AUGGGUUACAACGAAUGGGUGCACAACACCAAUAUCGCGGUUGCGCGCUCCUUUGUGGGCAGGCGCUUCCGCCUCGAAGGCUCAGGCCAUCCUAAAGAACGCAAAGGUUCUCACUUUUUCACCGAGCUCCGUGCAGGGUUGGCCACGUUCUUCGCCAUGGCCUAUAUCAUAUCCGUCAAUGCCACCAUCGUCUCACAGUCCGGCGGUACUUGCGUCUGCCCACCUGACAGCCCGGAUCUGUGUGACAGUGAUACGGACUAUAUGAUCUGCGUUGCCGAGGUCCAGCGAGAUCUCAUCACUGCCACGGCCGCCAUUUCUGCCCUCACCACAUUCUGCAUGGGGCUUUUCGCCAACAUGCCAAUUGCUUUGGCUCCCGGUAUGGGCCUGAACGCUUACUUCGCAUACACUGUCGUCGGAUACCAUGGGUCGGGCCUGGUCCCAUAUUCAGUUGCUGUCACGGCGGUCUUUGUCGAAGGAUUUGUCUUUGUCGGGUUGACCAUCCUUGGCUUGCGACAAUGGCUAGCCCGAGCCAUCCCUGCCUCCAUCAAACUUGCUACCGGGGUGGGAAUCGGCCUUUACCUGACGUUGAUCGGUUUGACGUACAACGCUGGUAUUGGUGCAAUUUCGGGGGACUCCUCUGAUCCUCUCGCCCUGGCCGGCUGCCACCCCGCAAACCGCGACGAGUUCGGAGUGUGCCCGUCUUGGGAUAAAAUGCGCAAUCCAACCAUGUGGGUUGGAAUUUUCUGUGGUGGCAUCCUCACCGUCAUGCUCAUGUUGUACCGUGUCAAAGGCGCCAUCAUUCUCGGCAUCUUGCUGGUCAGCAUUAUCUCCUGGCCCCGCGGCACCCCGGUGACCUACUUCCCUUACACCGAUCUGGGAGACAGCAACUUCGACUUCUUCAAAAAGGUCGUCACAUUCCAUCCGAUCGGGCGGAUUUUGACCGCCCAAGCCUGGGAUGUUGGAAGCUACGGUGGUCAAUUCGGACUCGCUUUCAUCACCUUUUUGUACGUUGACAUCCUCGAUGCGACGGGAACCCUCUACUCUAUGGCUCGCUUCUGCGGCGCGAUCGAUGAGAAAACUCAGGACUUCGAGGGGUCGGCGGUGGCGUAUCUGGUCGACGCUUUUGGAAUCUCGAUCGGAGCCCUGAUGGGCACCCCUCCGGUGACCGCGUACAUUGAAUCCGGCGCCGGUAUCUCUGAAGGCGGGGCCACGGGGCUGACGGCCAUGACAACGGGCCUCUGCUUCUUUAUAUCGAUCUUCUUCGCUCCCAUCUUUGCCUCGAUCCCUUCCUAUGCCACAGGAUGCACACUGAUCAUUGUUGGUUCGCUUAUGGCCAAAUCGGCAGCAGAUAUCAACUGGCGGUACAUCGGGGACGCAAUCCCAGCAUUCUUGACGAUCGCAAUCAUGCCGUUCACGUAUAGUAUCGCGUACGGCCUGAUCGCCGGCAUCAUCAGCUACAUGAUCAUCAACACGACGGUGUGGCUGAUUGAGAUUGCCACGGGCGGUCGCAUCAAGCCCCCCGAGAAAGAAUACAAGGACCCCUGGACAUACAAGAUCGAAGGCGGCAUCUUGCCGCCCUGGCUCGUGCGCGCGUCCAAAGGCAAGAAGGAUUUCUGGCGACCCUACGAUGAUCUGGAACAUAAUGACCCCGUUGCCACCAAUGCCGCCAUCAACACCGCCACAGGCACCACGCUGGAAGGACGAGAACACCCGGAUAUCACUGGCACCACGAACGUCCAUCAUGCCACCACCACGUCGGACUAUGAUCUGAAGGGAGGCACGACAGGAGCAGGUGCGUUCAGAAGCGGCAGCGGUAGUGCCAGCACCAGUGAUGCAGGGGAGAAGGUCAAGGGGUAA
This is a messenger RNA of Capronia coronata CBS 617.96, 1857 nucleotides long. Its product is annotated as MFS transporter, AGZA family, xanthine/uracil permease. Gene Ontology annotation, molecular function: purine nucleobase transmembrane transporter activity. Bases 1 to 1857 code for a protein of 618 amino acids. The transcript is spliced from 2 exons. Lineage: Eukaryota; Fungi; Ascomycota; Eurotiomycetes; Chaetothyriales; Herpotrichiellaceae. Gene Ontology annotation, biological process: transmembrane transport. Gene Ontology annotation, cellular component: plasma membrane. The record is from RefSeq and is a predicted model, not a curated record.